AUGCCCGCGCUCAGGAUAGCCACGGAAGCGGUCCCGCGCGACGAGACGACGUCGAGCGCGCCGCUGUACGACACCCUGGGCGACGACACCCCGCGCGGGCUGUACCGCGACCUCGAAGAGGCGGAAACCGCGCGCACGCAAGCCGCGUUAGACGCGUUCAAGGACGGCCUCUACGCCGACGGCGCCGACGCGGGCGGCGGGCCAGAGGACGCGGACGAGGACGUUCCUCCCAUCGUCGGCGGGACGGUGUUCAAGCCGCAGCGCGCGCGCGCGGACCGCCAGACGACGCGGCCGCUGCGAGAGCAAAUCGAGGAAUGGCGCGGGAUGAUGCCGCACGCGCGCGUCCGCGGCGUCGCCGUCGGCGUCGUCGCGCGCGACGACGCCGUCGACGCGACAGACCUCGAGGGCGUCCAGUUCAUCCCGAGAGAAGCGCGAGGAGACGACGGCGACGCGGGGACGUCGCGGCCCGCGGAGACGUCGGCGCCCGCGCCCGCGGCGGCGGCGGCGGCGACGCCGUGGCUCGCCGCGCUCGACGGCGGCGUCCGCGAGUGGUGGGGCCGCGCGUCCGACGCCCCCGGUCUCGAAGUCAUCGGGCACGCGUGCGCGACGCGAAAGUCCCCCCCGCCGCCGCCGCCAGAGGAGGAGGAGGAGGAGACGUUCGCGGAGGAUGGAACGAUCGAAGAAAUCUACGCGGGCGGCGCGGAUGAGAGCGCGUCCGACCCGGUGGCGCGCGAGCUCUCCGCCGUCUUGGACGCUCGACGCGAUCACCGCCGCUUCGAAGCGGGGCUUCCGUCGCUCGACCCGCUCGAGGUGAUCGCCCUCGACGUCGCGUUCGACCGAGGGGAGGUGAAAGCGGGGGAGGUGGAGCCCGCGCCGAAGCUCGGCGACGGCGACGCGCAAGUCAUCGUCUUCGACGACGAACACGACGACGACGACGACGACGAAUACGACGACGAGAGAGGAGGCGCGAGGGACGAGGUCGAGUCCGCGUACGAGUUCGGCGGCGAGGGUUUCGCGGAGGAGCCCGCGUACGAGUACACGCGGUCGUCCGAGAAGCGUUUGGACCGGUCGCGCGAGUGGCCGAACGCCGACGACGCCGACGACGACGGCGCGCCGACGCGCGAGUCUUCCCCCGAGCCGAACCCGUGGCCGGAGGUGGCGUGGGGCGGCGGCACACCCGUCGCGGCGGCUGCGGCGUCGGCGGUGACGCGCGCGGCGCGCGCGGCGCGAUCCCCGGACUGGUCCGACGCGGGCGGCGAAGAGGCGCGGUGGUUCGGGGGCGAACGCGCCGCCGCCGCCGCUGCCGCCGCCGUCGCCGUCCCCUCCGACGACGACGACGACGACGUCGACGACGCCGCGCCGGGGAAGCCGCUCGUGGACUGGCUCCUCAGCGACGAGCACACGUCCCUCACCGCGGCCCCCGACGUCGUUCGAGCGAUGCACCCGGUCAACGCGGUCGACGAGGUCGCUCGAAGUGCGAUGGAGUGGGGCUGGGGGAACGGACCCUCGAUGGGCAGCGGCAGCAUCGGCGACCGAACCCCGGGGCCGCCGCCGACGCCGAGCGAGUACAGCGCGUGUUCGCCGGAUCUCGGGAGCUCGAAACGCACGGGGUUCACCCCCGCGACGAGAGAGCGUCGCCCGCAGAGCGUGCCGAACGUGCUCGUGCUCGACGAGGAGUAUUCCGCGUGCGGGGACUACGACGACGGGGAGGACGGCGACGGCGACGGCGACGGCGACGGCGGCGGCGGCGGCGGAAAAGUUCUUAAGGAACGGCGUUCACAACGCGAACGGGAUCGUAUGGGGACCAGUGCGCGCGACGGCGUCGAGAACGACCGUCCGCCGGGCCGCGGCGGCGUCGCGUCGACGCGCGCGCGAGGCCCGACGACGACGACGACGGCCGCGAGCGCGUUCCCGGGCGAGUACCGAAGAGGAUCGCUCCCGGCGACGACGGCGCCGGAGUGGGCGCAUCCGUCGGCGAAGAGCAAACGCCACGCGUCCAUCGCGGCGCCGACGCUUCCCUCCGUCGCGGCGGUUUCCUCCUACUCCUCCUCCUCGCUCGCGCCGCGCGCCGCGCAGCGACCGCCGUUCCGCGUCGGCGCGGCGCCGCCGGCGCGGAGGCAGGCGAUCGAUACCAGUAGUAGUUCCAACGCGCACGCCGCGCAGCGCGGAGGCGGCGGGGACGACCUCGGGUUCGGGUCGCUGGGCAUCUCCGGCACCGGCAUCGCGACGCUGCGGCGGCGGUGA
Molecule: messenger RNA, 2244 nt
Organism: Micromonas pusilla CCMP1545
Lineage: Eukaryota; Viridiplantae; Chlorophyta; Mamiellophyceae; Mamiellales; Mamiellaceae
Exons: 1
Coding region: 1-2244 (747 amino acids)
Source: RefSeq, a predicted model, not a curated record